Messenger RNA from Babesia bovis T2Bo, 5025 nucleotides. RefSeq names its product Histone deacetylase domain family protein. Lineage: Eukaryota; Apicomplexa; Aconoidasida; Piroplasmida; Babesiidae. The record is from RefSeq and is a predicted model, not a curated record. The coding region runs from base 58 to 4989 and encodes 1643 amino acids. The transcript is spliced from 4 exons.
UUAAUGGAAUGGAGUAACUAAUUGCAAGUAUUUGUAAACAACUUAUUUAAUGUAAAAAUGGAUAUCGAUCAUUUCGUCAACAGUAUACUUUCAUUUGAUGGAGCAACAGAUCCUGUUUCAGUAUUCGAUUCAGAAGUACUUAAUGUCACCACGCAAAAGCGCAAAACGACUGCAAUACAUAAUUGUAUUUUAAAGCGCGACUAUUCGGGUUUGAAACGAAUACUAGCAUCAAAAAAGAGGGAAUGUAUUAAUGACUGUGAUCAUUAUGGACGUACACCCUUCCAUAUUGCCCUGCAAUUGGCUGAUCCCAAAGCUCUGUAUCUAUUGUUAUACUACCCGUUACUUCAUUCUUCCAAGUUAUUUGCUGUGCAGAAUUUGGAUUCAAUUUUGGAACAGUCUAUGGCUGGGCAAAGUCAGCUCACGAGUAUUGAUGUAAUCUACGAUUGUAAUAUUGAAGAUACAGAAAUUUGUUCCGGUGUACAAUGUUAUGCAUCAUCAGGGAAUCACCAGAGUGAUAUGGCAUCUAAUGAUUUUGAGGCUAAUGAAUAUGAUAUCUUUGUGUCCACUGGAAACAGUACAACCGCUGAAACCACAAGCGAAGCAGAAUGUCUAAAAACAAAGAAAAGGCUGAGAUCGUAUAAUUUGGCCCCGUAUUUGUUGAGACAUUGGGAGAAGCACCCCAAAUCAUACCUACAGUCAGCUGUCGGAGUUACUAAUGAAACGUAUAUACACGGUUGCGCUAUAAAAGAAGUGGAAGCAUUCUACGAUGAACACUUCAGAUAUUUGAUCGGUAAAUCUCAUCAAUUUGAAAAGGUUGUAAGAAACUACUCUUCAAAAUAUGCCAAGCUCUAUGCCAACCAUCCAAUAAAUCAUUCGCAUGUAGUGAAAUUGUUAACAAGUUUGCAAAACAAUCUCUACACUAAAGUCAAUAUUCUUAAGGGUUUUGGCAAGAGUUGUCGGCCAAUUUCUAUUACAACAUGUAUUGGCAAUAAGGCAGAUGAAACUUGUAUGUCUGGACUACAAUCAUCCAGCAUAACUGAAGAGGAUAAGCAAAUGCCAAACUCGGUGGAACAUAUUCAUGAGGUUGAUGUUCCCAAUAUCACCCCCACCGAUAACUCGGAAAGGAGGGCAAGUUUCCGCAAACUUUGGGCUGAUCUUGACAGGAAGAAUGCUCUUCACAUCCCCAUUUCCACAUGUGAUGUAGAAGCCACAUUUGACAAAACCCCACCAAUACAUUUGCUCUUCUCCAAUCUCUAUAUAGAGGGUUAUAGGGCAAAUAUAUACAAAUGCUUCCGCAUAUUGUCGGAAUAUUUCAACGCCUUUAGCGUUGUUGAGGGUAGUACCCAUUAUCAGGUAAACGCUGCUGAGCAUGAUGGCAUCAGCAUAAGGUUGGGUACAUCGCAAGGGAGCAAUGAUAGCGUUUGCUCUAUAGUUAAUUCUUCACCCAUUUCGCCCGUCAUUCCUGACCUCCCAGUGGAUAAUGGCUCCACAACGCAUAGUUCUACAUUGUGUCCUGACUCACAUAAAUCAGAACACAAUGCAUGUCAUCUUUCAAAGCAGCCUUGUGACAACUCUACCCUGAAAAGACCAAAAAAGAAUGUUUUCGAAUAUUCAACACCGGAUUCAUUCGUUGUUGGUCGUAAUAUGAACGUCGAAAACGAUUGUUCAACUAAUAGACAGCACCAAGCCAUGGAUGUUAUGACGUGCAUAGAUCAAAGUGGUAAUUCCUUAUCGGACCGCACUGAAACUACUGUAACAUCGUUUACUGGAUCCAAUGAGACCCAUGUAGAUGAAUGUGCCAAUAUUCCGAAAUAUCAGCCAAAUUGUGAUGUAGAUGAUCGCACAUUAAGUGACAAAAACGUGUUUGCUACUAAUGCAAACCGGUUGAAUCCGUCUUACACUAUUACCAAAACAGUUUGUUCGGAUGUGGAAACCAUGGGGAAUAGUACCAAAUUGCGUGGUAUAGGUGCUUUCGGUGAUGUAAAAGGUCUACCGUCGAAAAAUAAAGUGCAUUCAUCGUCUGAAGAUAUAUCCACGAAUAGCAGUGAUCCCUCUAUAUGUCAAUUUGAUCAAAAGGUUCAACUUCUCAGCGACACUAUAGUAGCUUCCUCUAAAUGGCUAAAACCUACCAUCCAUUGGAACCGUUUUAUAAAUAGCCGUGAUUAUACGCGAUCAAACAUAUUACACAAAGUAUGUCAAAUUAAAAAUGCAGAACUAAUACGUUGGAUCCUUGAAUGCGGUUGUAAUCCAUUAGUUGUUAAUGAGGCAGGAGAUUUGCCCCUUCACCUGGCGGUAGAAACAAAAGAUCCCAUUUGCACUUUGACCAUCUUUCAUGCUACUAUGAGUGGAUUAUUCUACCAUAUGCUGGGAAGCAGUGAUUCGAACCAACAACAUAUGGAUGAUGGUGUUCAACCACAUGUAGAUAACUCGGCCUAUGAAAAAUAUAUGUCAGCGCUUAGAUUAAAUCGAGAUAAGAUUGUAGCGGAUUUGAGUGUUGUUGGCCAUGCAACUAUGCCAUCAUUGGGUGCAGCUGAUAGUCUUUCCUUCAUAGAAGAAAUGGUUUUCCUGUUGGAGCAAUUGACAUAUAGAGCCAUUAAAGUUAGCGCUUGGGAUGUCCUUGUUGCUAUGUAUACGUAUAAUGAGGUUUUAUCAGCUCAUUUGAUGACAAAUCCGCAUUAUAUGCAUAGGUUCAUCAAUAUGUCAGUACAUGUAGGCAAUUCGACCCAAUUUAUGACAACAAUGAAUUAUAUGACAACCAGGGUUUUACAUGUCGAUCCGGCCGAUGUAUAUCGCUCUAUUAAAUAUUUGGAUGAAAUCAGAAAUGAAAUAUGCUGCAGUAAUGAAGCCCUAAAUCAGAAUAUAUUUAACAUUUCAACAGCGAUGGACAAAGAUCUGAAGAGUCGCCUGGAUUGUUUGAAUGAAACCUUGGCGUCUGACUGCAACAGCAAAUAUCGUGGUAAAGUCAAGUCAUCCCGCCAUUCGGUUUGUAUACCUCAUCGGGAAGGUACAAAACAACUGAAGUGGGACAAAGUGGAAGAAACGUGCGAAAGUUUACAGGGCAGCAGAUUUUAUAAAUCUGCAUCUGUGGAACAUCCUAAUAAGCAGACAUGGAUAAUAACCCACCCAACUUGCCUGCAUCAUUUAGCUCUUCCCGAACCCACUGAUGCGCCUAACCGGCGACACAGAUUAAUUAUGUCAUUUCCCGAGAACCCUACAAGAUUGGAAGUUAUAGUAUCAAACGAAAAUGCUAUUCUACGUAGUGACACUCUUGAAAAUGUCAAGAUAUUGAGAAGCCCACCCCCUGCAACUUUAGCUGAUGUUUUAAGAGUGCAUCACUGGAGUUAUAUCGAAUCUCUGCUGCAAAAAGUGCAGACAGCACAAAGUAAAUGGGAGCAAAAUCCUUAUUGGCCAGUGUUGGCUGAUCAAGAUACCCCAACUACGCCUCAUUCGUGGAAUUCUGCUCUAUAUGCUGCCGGUUCAGUGAUUGCGGCAGUCGAUGCCGUUUGUAAAGGGCAGUGCAGGAAUGUGUUCUGUGCUGUUAGGCCACCAGGUCACCAUUUGGGAACUUGGGGUGCUGCCCAAUCUAAAGGUUUUGAGGAUGAAGACUUUGCGGCUGGUUCACAAGGGUUUUGUUUGAUAAAUAACGUCGCAGUCGGUGCAGCAUAUGCCAAAUAUAUGUAUGCAAAAGAAGGAAUCCGCAGGAUAGCCAUAGUAGAUUUUGAUAUCCACCAUGGGAAUGGCACCCAUCAGAUUGUUUCCAAUAUUGGUCCGCGCACUUUUAAAACCAUAGCACAUCAUAGUGCAGAUGAUCCAAAUACUAGAAUAUUAGUGAAUAGACUCCCAGCAUGGUUUGGCUGGAGGGAUACCCACGAUAAAGAGGAGGUUUUCUUCUCAUCUAUACAUGCUUAUGAUGGCGUAUUUUAUCCUGGUACCGGUGAAACCUGUUCGCGGUAUGAGCCAUCAGAGCCGCGAAUCAUCAAUGUUGGGAUUCCUCAGGGCACGACCUCCGAAAAUUUUAGAAUAUUGUUUGAAACACGAAUUUUGCCAUAUUUGUUGCAUUUUGACCCUGAUCUCAUAUUCAUAUCGGCAGGAUUUGACGGUCACUAUCGUGAUUCUGUAUCUUCUGGAUUCGUGAGCUAUAAAGAAAAGGACUUUUAUUGGGCAACUGAACGUUUGGUUGCAGUAGCCAAUACUGUAUGCAAUGGUAGAGUAAUUAGCGUCUUAGAAGGAGGAUAUAACACACGUUUAGACACUCUAUCUCCUUUUGCUAAAUCUGUAUUCGAGCAUGUAAAGGCUCUUAGCAAUACUAGCGAUGAUUACAAAUAUCCAUUUAUCCAUCCAUAUGGUACAACCGAUCUCUUGCUUGUAAAUUUGAUCCUUCGCAACCACCAUCUAUUCGCCGAUAGCUUGUCACGUAACGUUUCUGAUGGCGGUGGUGUUUCUGUGCCUAUUCAAAGUAUAUUAAAGAUGUACCAAACCGUUGAGACGCUUCUUAGGAGGGUUUAUCGCAUAGAAGGAUUUGGAUGCUUUAACCGCCCAACCAGCACCUCAUCAAUGUCUAUGACGAAGUUGAGUGCUAAAGCAAUUUCCAAUAUAGGCAAUGGAUAUUUUGGUUUGUAUACAAAGCACUUUGAUUCUAUGUUUGCCAUAGAUUACAACGGUAACAAAGGCAGGCCACUACCUCCUGCUAACGAAUCUACCAUUUCCACUCACAAUAUAAUGAAGUUUGACCAAUUAUUGCUUGAAGUGUACGAUAAUGAAGCGUUAGAGGUUUCCCCAGAUCAAAAUUCUAGUCUGACCGACCUUGAAUAUGCAGCGAUAAAAUUGCAAAAUAAUGAUGAAGCAAAGGAAAUAUUAAUGUCCGAUGAGUGGGUUCUGAAAAUUAAGGCCGAAUCAUUGGAUCGAUACAUAACCAUUGCUGCUCUUCUUCUCUCUUACUUCCGACGGUUCAGUAGUGAAGUUGAUUGGAGAUGCAACGUACAUUGUUGAAUGAAAUAUCAGCCAAUGUAUGUUAAUAAUUGUUAU